This is a messenger RNA of Schistosoma mattheei, 2343 nucleotides long. Lineage: Eukaryota; Metazoa; Platyhelminthes; Trematoda; Strigeidida; Schistosomatidae. The record is from the annotation of a GenBank genome assembly.
AUACGCAGUUUAUAAAUGACCAUAGAAGUUAUUAGAUAUUGAGUUAAUAAAAUUCAAUCAAAUAAUUAUAUUUAGUGAAAAAAAAAACUAAUAAUCAUUCAUAUAUCAUUGAAAUAUUUUCUUUGUGUAUCAGUUCAUUACGGAUUAGUAUAAAACAAUAGAAAAUGUGUACUGUUGUAUUGAGGCUAACAUUAUUAUUGAUAAAUUCCUUAGUUGGACUAUCAGCAUUAAUAGUUUCAUCGUUUGGUGCAAUUUUAACUUGGGGCAGAGAUACUAUAACAAGAGAAUUGGAUGAUGUAAUUGGUCCAAUGAUUAAGAAAAUGUAUGGUGAAGAAGUAGCGCAAGAUUUCACAGAUAUGGCAUCUGGUAUCUUACAAUUAACAAGUCCAUUCGGUUUCCUUUUAUUCAUAUUAGGAUUAGUUUCCUUGGCUAUUUGUUUAUUCGGUUUUUGUGGAGCAUGUUGUAAGAGUAUUCUUUGCCUUAGAGUGUACAUUGGGUUACUUUUGGUACUGGUCAUUAUUGAGACUACUGCAAUGAGUUUUUAUUACACCGAUCGUGAAUCAAUAUUCAAGUUAGCUAGAAAAAUUGCUCAUAACUCUCUGAGAAAUUAUCGUUCAAUUGGUUCUAAUAAUACUGAUAGUAUAAUAUAUUCAGUUAUUAUGCCAACUCUAAAUUGUUGUGGAUUAAUGAAUGGAUCUGAUUUUGAUGAUUCACCUAACUUUCAAAGAAAAGUACUUUUUAAUGAACAAAAUUUCGAUUUGAAAUAUCCUAUUCCAUGUUGUAAAAUGGAUGCUAAAUUUGUCGUUCUUGAUCCAACAUGUCCGGGAGAAUUUAACAUUAAGAAUUCAAAUAUUCAUGAAGGUUGUUGGGUGAAACUACGACAGAUAAUUGGCUUCUAUGGUGGAAUGAUUGUGAUUUGUGGAUUAGUUGUAAUUUUAUUCCAAAUGAAUAGGAAAAAUAAUUUAAAGAACAAUGCCUCAUUAAAAAAUGUUAUUGAAGACGGGUAUACUGUCAAAGAUGCCGCAUUUCUUGUGAACUUGAAUUAUCAGACCGCUACAAAUGUUGACAAGUAAAAGACAGAAACGCCAUCAAUUAAGAAGAUUACAAGGGAAAUAAUUGAUUUUAUAGAAGAAUCAAUAGGAUUGAAUCCAUUCCUGACAAGCUUACAAAUUCAAAGAAAAAAGUACGAAAUGUAUUAUCUAUAAAUCUAUCCAUUGAAUCUAUAAGAAGGAUCAUUUAUAAGCUACAGAUUAUAUUUUAAAAAAGAUUUGGUAAGUGAAUUUAAUCAACCAAUAAUAAGUCUCAUACUCAAAUCAGUAAAUGAAUUAACCAUAAACGAUUUACAAAGGGAUUUGAGACAUUAUACGGUGAAAUUGAUUAAAGACAAUUGGUAAAGAAAACUUUAAUAAUAAUAGUAGCUGAAUUCUUGAGUCACUUAAAGCUAGACCACCAUUAAAAACCUGGAAGUACUAGACGACCGUUUCGUCCUGGUAUGGGACUCCUCAGUAGUACGCAUCCAUGAUCCCACCUCGCGAGAUUCGAACUCACGACCUAUUGAUUCCGCGCGCGUAGCUUAGUAUCUAGGCCACUGAGCUUGGCAUCCAACGGUGUUAAUUUCGAACUUCAAUCAAUCCACGAAAUUGCGCCAUCGUCUACUAUUGUCUUCAGUGAGUUACUAUCUCACAACAGACCUGGUUGAACACUACUGGUCACUACUUCUCACUAGAACUCCAGGAAACACCUUUUGAAGCCAUUCACUAGUGAGCAGAUGAUGAUUAUUAUCAGAAGGGGGUUUUGUGGAGAUUUUUACCAAUUUAAUAGUUGAAUUUAUGAGUCCAUUCAAGCUCAACCACCAUGGAAAACUUGGAAGCACCGGAAAUCCCCCUUCCGAUCUGAUAAAUUUAUAGGCUUUAAAUAAAGAUGGUUUGAAGUGAUCCUAAUUUGCAUUGCUGAGAAUUACUUACCUGAUGUUUCAGUUAGCAUAAGCUGAUGAAGAGGUGACCUAAACUAGGAAAAAACAAUUACUAGUAUAUUGUUAUACAUACCAUGAACAGUCGGGAAAAAUAUAUAAGAUGAUUAGUUAUUUUUUUAAAUGAAAUAUUUACAGUAUGUUGAAUGAACUGAACACAUGUUUUUCUGUCGACAUCAGUCAAGUCUUAUCAAUAUCUUGUUUGUAAAUACUAUUUAGUGCUAAAUAUUUUGGCAUUCAGUUGAUUAAGGUUAAUUAACGAAAAAUGUAUAAUUUUUUUAAUGUAAUUUAACAUGAAAGAAUGUCUUUAUAGAUCUCAAAGUGAAAUAGUACGUUGCUGGUCAGCGUUGUUUAGCGAGUUAGUUUUCUAUGGG